This is a messenger RNA of Episyrphus balteatus (marmalade hoverfly), 710 nucleotides long. Its product is annotated as target of Myb protein 1. NCBI's taxonomy places the organism in Eukaryota, Metazoa, Arthropoda, Insecta, Diptera, Syrphidae. Bases 173 to 595 code for a protein of 140 amino acids. The record is from RefSeq and is a predicted model, not a curated record. The transcript is spliced from 2 exons.
CUUUUCUAUUGUGAAUCAAUCCAUCACCUAACCUAUUAUUGUGACUCAGCCAUAAAAUAAUCAUAAAUGUCAAAAUAAAGAUUGUUUUGUUAAGAAUUUUCCAAAAAACCAAAGAACACAAUUUUAUAAUUUAGCAUUUAAUUAACAAUUCUACAUAUAAAAUAAAACAAAAAUGUUAAUUCCAGAAGACCAACAAAAAUACAAAAUACUUGUUGAGAAAUUAUAUCGAAAAUGCCAAGAUACACAAACAGAAAAUGAACGUUUAGUUUUACGAAUAACAAAUACGAAAAAAAUACUAAAAAAUCGUAUAAGAGAUGUUGAAAUACUUAAAAAACGCUUAGAUCGUUACAAUGACAAUUGGCGACAUGUUCCAAUGGUUGUUCCACAUCGAACACGCAAAACCGAAUUGAAACGUGGUCCCAAACCGAAACCAAAAGUUCCAGGAGAAACUCCAACUCGUGGUCGUGGACCAGGCAAACAAAAGAAAGCAAAACUAAAACAACAGCAACAACAACAACAGCAGCAGGAACAACAACAACAACAAACUCCAUCAACUCCAGCAGAAAAUACAUCUCCAAUUAAAACGACUGAAUAAGAUUCUACUGAGCCACAAAGAUCUGCGUUUUUAUUUUUAUAUUGUUCUUUCUUUAUAAGCUCUCGAUUAACAAAUAAGUUUGUAAUUAAUAAAAUGUGAAAAUAAAAAUUAUAAA